Raphanus sativus (radish) is the source of this 743-nucleotide messenger RNA. RefSeq names its product thioredoxin H-type. Bases 154 to 525 code for a protein of 123 amino acids. The record is from RefSeq and is a predicted model, not a curated record. Lineage: Eukaryota; Viridiplantae; Streptophyta; Magnoliopsida; Brassicales; Brassicaceae. The transcript is spliced from 3 exons.
UUUCUUAGAGGAAAAGGCAUAAAAUGUGGUAAGAUUCUCUCCGUAACCGUCCUCCCAUUUUUUCUAUAAGACCCGACCCCAAGACAAAGCAAUUAUUCAUCAAAAACAAAAUCAAAAUCAAACAGAGAGAGAGAAAGAAAGAACAGAGAAAAAAUGGCCGCACCAGCAGAAUUGAUCCCAGCAGGAGAAGUGAUCGCUUGCCACACCGUUGAUGACUGGAACAACAAGUUCAAGGCCGCCAAAGAAUCCAACAAGCUGAUUGUGAUAGACUUCACAGCAACAUGGUGCCCACCUUGCCGUUUCAUUGCACCCAUCUUCGUCGAGUUGGCUAAGAAGCACCUUGAUGUCGUUUUCUUCAAGGUCGAUGUCGAUGAAUUGAAUUCUGUUGCUAAGGAUUUCGAAGUUGAGGCCAUGCCGACCUUUGUCUACAUGAAGGGUGAAGAGAAGGUCGACAAGGUGGUCGGUGCUGCGAAAGAUGAAAUCGUAGCCAAGCUUGAGAAGCACUCUCAAGUUGCUUCGGCUUGAUUUGGUUUAUCGUUCUCUUCAUAACUAUUUACCUAGUAGUGUGUUUGGUGUUUUUUAAUAAAAAUCCUUUGUUGCGUUAUUGUCACUUUCACUUGAAUCAUCAUCAUCUUCCCUUUGUGUUGGUUUGGUGUGGUGCCUACAUGCCUUGGGUGUGUGAAUAAAUGUUUGCAGACUGUAUAACUCGCACGCAUCUAUGCUAAAUUUUCAUGUUAUUAACU